UAAAUAAAUGUUAAAAAAGUUCAGUGAAAAAGGAGAAAGAAAACCUUCUGAAAAAUCGCAAUUCAUAAAUAAGAAAGUAUAAGGAAUAAAUAGUUAAUAAAUACAAAGAUUGAAAUAAUAUUAAUCUCAGUGAUCUAAAUAAAAAACCUAAACUCAUUAAGUAAUUGAAUAAAUGUAAUCAAAUAUGCAUAAACACCAAUUACUAACCCUCAAUUUAGCUUAGAGUUAGCGAAUGCCAUUCGCACCAUAGUUACACAAGUGCUUGUAUCAGAAGCACCAACUUUACUACAAAAUUUAAUAAACCCCGACUAGGGAAUUAUAAUCAGAUCAGAUAAUUGAGCCCAGGCACGCCAAUAAUUUAACAGGACUUGAUUUGGUACCAGAUGUCGUUUCGCUUCUUGGAAAAAGAGCGUGGAAACAAUUCUGAGAAUAUACGUGAACGAAAAAGGCACUCCUCGUUACUUCGGAAUCAUAAAUGUGAUAUGAAAUAAAAUAACCGGAAACGCAGACGUUGCUCUGGGGUCAUACAACACUCCUAUUAACUGGGAAGCAAUUUCCAAAUUCCUAAAUAACCAGAGUCGUCUUCAUUGAUUAAAUUCCUUAUUUAAAUAAACUGCAUCACUUUUAUAUCAUGGUUUUUCCCGGACAAGAGUGGGCAGCAAAUGAUAUCGAAUUCACUAUGGACACAACUGAUUUUUCUUGCUCGAUAAGGAGUUUUAUAACGACACGAUAUUUAUUUUUUUCCGCAUUUCACUAUUCACUGCCGAUAAUGUUUUUUAGUUGACCAUAGCUCAAAGAUUAUUUGUCUAAUAACAAUGAAACCUCGUAUUCGUCCUAAUUAUAAGUCACUGAACAAAUUAUGAAAAUAAUGAGCCUAAACUACCACCUACAACGCACUCAUUCUGUGAAUAUAAAAACGCUUCCUCGUAAAUACAUAGUUUUAAUCAUGAAUUUUGUUUGAAAAAAAAUUCAGCACAAAACUUAAUCGUGUUUCGCUUCUUUUUAUACAAAUUUUUGUACUGUAUUGAAUUUUUCUCAUGAUUCUCUUCAUAUAAUGUUAAGAAAAUUUAUGGAUCAGCUUGCUGUUCGUUCACAAAAAAAUAUGAAUACCCUUCAUUAGCGUAUUUUCUCAUUAUAUACAUCCAUAUAUUAAUGAAAAUUUUAAUACAUUUUUUUUUCUUAUCUUAUAAUUAUGAACAUAUUAAACGAAAAUUUUAUUUUAUUCCGUUUUAAUUAUCUACUAAAUAAUUCAAGCGCAUAAUUUAUGAACAUUUUUCUAUACAUAACAAUUAUUUUGGAUUGAAUUUUUGGUAUCGCUUAAUUGUACAUUUUUUUUUUUUUUUUUUUGCAUUUAAUACUAUUUUUGCUCAUACUAUAAUGUGAGGGAGCCUGUUUGCUUUUUAAACUUUCUAUGCAUACCUGGAAUGAAUUAUUUUGUUUAUUUUUUAUUUUGUUUUUAUUUUUCUUCUUUGUGGAAAAUAAUACUUUUUUAUUACUCGCAAAGCACUGCUGAAUCGAGCUCUGAACAAAAGAACGAAAAUGUGUUUAUUGCAUUACGCAAUUUAUAUUUUGCUUUAAAAUGCCAACACAAUUAGCUCUCUAUUACUUACAAUCGAUUGUUUGCAACUUAAUUCCUUUAAAUUUGUGCUUUGGCAUGCUCGAAUCCGGUUGUGUAUCUAUUAAGAAUGAAGUGAAUAUAAUGAUGAAAAACGUCAUUGAUAUUGUGCUUGGCGGUUUCACCUAUUGGCUCUUCGGUUAUGGUAUGAGCUAUGGACGAGGACCACUUUCCAAUCCAUUCAUAGCGGUCGGAGAUUUUCUACUCGACCCACCAGUUGGGGAUCCCUUGAUGGGCCAAAUCUUUGCAGCGUUUCUCUUUCAAUUGUCGUUCGCUACAACAGCGACAACGAUUGUGAGUGGUGCCAUGGCAGAAAGAUGCAAUUUCAAGGCAUACUGUUUAUUUUCCUUACUAAACACCGCUGUCUAUUGUAUUCCCGCCGGCUGGGUGUGGGGUGAACAUGGAUUCCUCAAUAAUCUUGGUGCUGUGGAUAUAGCCGGAAGUGGCCCGGUACAUUUAAUUGGAGGCGCUGCAGCAUUUGCCUCCGCUGCCAUGUUGGGUCCACGAUUAGGUCGCUACUCAGACGGUUAUGAUCCUCUGCCACUGGGAAAUCCUGUGAAUGCUUGUAUGGGUCUUUUCGUACUCUGGUGGGGAUGGUUGGCCUUCAAUUCGGGCAGUACUUACGGUGUCAGCGGUGCUAAAUGGCAAUAUGCUGCACGCGCGGCUGUUAUGACUAUGAUGGGAUCUUUUGGUGGUGGCAUUAUAAGUUGCGCAUAUUCGCUUUGGCGUCAUGAUGGACGUAUGGACAUUAUUGAUCUAAUUAAUGGCGUACUCGGUUCAUUGGUGUCAAUAACAGCUGGCUGUUUUCUCUAUCGUGCAUGGGAAGCCCUAAUCAUUGGUAUGUUGGGUGCACUGCUUUGUGUUGUAGCAAUGCCAUUGUUCGAUCGGCUGGGCGUAGACGAUCCGGUGGGUGCUAGUUCGGUUCAUGGUGUUUGCGGCAUUUGGGGUGUUAUUGCUGUUGGUCUCUUUGCUGAUAACCCAGUACCAUUGGAGACGACAAAAGGACGCUCAGGACUUUUUAAAGGUGGCGGUUGGUAUUUGCUUGGAAUUCAAACUUUAUCGGCAUUAUGUCUUGCUUGUUGGGGUAUUUGUUCAACAUUCCUGCUACUAUAUAUUGUCAAUAAAUUCAUACCGUUACGUAUGGAUCCAAAUGAAGAAUUACUUGGUGCGGAUUUAAUGGAACAUCGUAUACGUCAUUCACAAAUCGGUUUAUCACGUGCCAUAUCGGCAUUAGCACCAAUUAAAGUGGAUCUCAACGAAGUCGCUGGAAUCCAGCCUAUCGGCUUAAAUCCUGGACAUGAAAAGAGUAUUGAACAGUUACGCGCUGCUGAGGAUAAAUUACUACAAUGGCAGCAAUAUCUUGAGCAAAUGGGACCAGAUUUACCCAAACAUGUACAAGAACAAUUUGCUGCUGAAGAACACAAUAUAUUGAAGAAAAUUCAUAAUUCCCCCGACCUCAAGGCACAAACUGUGGGCAAUGUUUUUAGUCGCAAACUAAGAUCUGUGCAUAUAAAAGGAGAUCCGGAUCGUAAUGUACACACAGAUAUCACGCAUGGUUUCUAUAAGCCGAACAAUAAGGAAUUGCCAGUGAUUUCCUCAAAGCAACUUGGGAAGGAUACCAAUUUUGCUUAGAUCGAUUGAACAGUCGAAAAGUGUCAAGAUAUUUUUAGUAAUAUACAAUUUAAAUCAAAUACAUACCGAAAAAAGUUUACAAAAUUGUGUAUAUUUAGCGAAACCUGUAAAUGUCCUUUUAUUCAGUAAAAAUAGAGAGUUUCUCACACAAAACAUUAAA
Molecule: messenger RNA, 3407 nt
Organism: Ceratitis capitata (Mediterranean fruit fly)
Lineage: Eukaryota; Metazoa; Arthropoda; Insecta; Diptera; Tephritidae
Gene: Amt
Product: putative ammonium transporter 2
Exons: 5
Coding region: 1580-3247 (555 amino acids)
Biological process (GO): ammonium transmembrane transport; ammonium homeostasis
Cellular component (GO): membrane
Molecular function (GO): ammonium channel activity
Source: RefSeq, a predicted model, not a curated record